CUCACCAUAUCUUUAUCCAAACCUUCAUUUUCAAUUCUCUCCAUUUAGAUUACCUUUUCUUGAAAAUUCAUAGCAUCAUAAUAAUGGCUUCUCUAGACAAGUUGGCCAUGGCCAAGCGUUGCUCUCAUGAAGGGGUAGUUGCUGGGACAAAAGCAGCAGUGGUGGCAACAAUUGCAACAGCUAUUCCAACAAUGGCCAGUGUGAGAAUGCUGCCCUGGGCAAGAGCCCACCUGAACCCCACUGCCCAGGCACUCAUAAUCUCAACAGCUGCAGGCAUGGCUUACUUCAUCGUAGCCGACAAGACGGUUCUCGCCACCGCCCGCCGCAACUCCUUCGAGAGCCGCAAUGUCUCGGGAAACAUCGAAGCCUGAGCGCGCGCCCCCGGCCGCGGCUAGCUCGAGAUAUAUAUGCCCCAAGUAGCUAGCUAUAUAGGGUGCAAGAAAAAGUGAGUAGUGAGUGUAUGUGGUGACCAACAUGCAUGCCUUGUAAUAUAUAGUUGGUUUCCCAUGGCCAUAGACCAUAGUGUUGUUGUUGGCUUUGUUUCUGUUUGAUGUAUCAAAUGUGUUUUCGAGCAUCUUAAAUAUGCUCUUGUUAUAAAACAAUCCAUACUGAUCUUCUUGUUCGACAGAUCGAUCGAGGAGAGAUGCAUGAGGAUUUAAAAUAAUUCAUGUAAAAUAACUGUAUCUUCGAAUUAAACCAUUGAUGUCUGAAGUCUUUCAUGAUUCACCCGGUCAUUGAUGAGAUGGGGAAGGAUUUGGAGCAGGUGGGGC
Messenger RNA from Cuscuta europaea, 770 nucleotides. The record is from the annotation of a GenBank genome assembly. Lineage: Eukaryota; Viridiplantae; Streptophyta; Magnoliopsida; Solanales; Convolvulaceae.